AUGUUUGAUAAAGUCACAGAAGAUAUUGAAGUGGCCUCCCUAGGUCGAAAGGGAAGCCUCUCCGAGAAGAACAGUACUGUGGACAAAGAAGUGUAUGGCACGGUUGAAAGCCUGCCUUUCGACAAAGAAGUUGAAAGCGCUAUCUGCUGGAAGUUCGAUAUUAGAAUUCUUCCUGUAAUUGCGGUUAUGUAUCUGUUUUGCGCACUUGAUAGAGGAAAUGUAUCAAACGCCAGAACGGCUGGUAUAGACGAUGAUUUGGGUAUUGCGGGUCAAGAAUGGAAUAACAUGUUGUCCAUCUUUUAUAUCCCAUUCGUGGUAUUUGCUCUUCCAUUGUCGCUAGCGAUCAAGCGCUACAAUGCAGCCAAUGUUAUCCCCCUCCUGAUGUUUACGUUUGGGUCCAUCUCUCUUUUAUCUGCUACCGCUUUUAACUACGGUUCUCUGAUGGCAGCCAGAUGGUUCUUAGGAAUGUGUGAAUCAGCCUUUUUUCCGGGUAUAAUUUACUAUUUGAGUACCUUUUACCGUCGCCAUGAGCUUGCUAGAAGGUUAUCCAUUUUUUACGCGGCUGCGAACAUUGCAAAUGCUUUCUCAGGUUUGUUGUCAUUUGGUGUGUUUCAAAUAGAGAACAGCAGGUUAAAGGGCUGGCAAAUUUUGUUUUUGAUCGAAGGUGCCGCAACAGUUAUCACUGCCCUGUUUUCAUUCUACUAUCUACCAAGAAGUCCAGGAACCUCACGCUUCCUGAAUGAUCAAGAAAAAGAGUGUGCCAGAUGGCGAGUUGAGAUUGAUUCUUCUGCUAAGUCUUCUGAGAAGGUCUCUUUCAAAGAUGCCAUGCAAGUUUUUAAACAUCCAGUUGCUGUUGCGUGGAUGCUUCAAGAAAUAUGUAUCGGUGUUCCAUUAGGCUCCAUCAAUAAUUGGUUUCCUCAGAUUAUUCAGUCUUUGGGAAGGGGCACCGUUCAGACUAACUUAUAUACUGUUGCACCAAAUGUUUGGGGUGCUGUUGCCCUGAUAGUUCUUUCCUUCGGCUCAGAUUACGCCCGUGUUAGAUCAGGCUUCAUCAUUAUUGGAGUUUCAAUUACUCUAAUAGGUUUCGUUGUUUUUGGUUGUAUUGAUACUGAGAGUCAUCUUGGAGUAGCAUAUUUUAGCUGUUUCUUGAUGACUACGGGCUCCUCUGUAUCAUCAGUUCUCACAUCAACAUGGUAUAACAACAACAUACCAAACGAGAAUCGUCGUGUCGUCAUCUCAGCAAUUGGAGUUCCUUUGGCUAAUGCAGCGGGUCUCAUUUCCACGAAUAUUUUUAGAGCAAAAGAUGCACCAAAAUACGUGCCCGCAUUAGGUAUUACUGCUGGUUUCGGUGGUGCUGCUAUUCUUAUUAUCAUUGGUAUAUUCACCUUUAUGUUUUUCGACAACCGUCGCAGGAAUAAAAUACAAGGUGUAACUCUAACGUACAAUGAUGUGCCAACAUCUGAACUUGCCGAAGGGCCGGAUAACCCUAAUUACAGAUGGAUGUAUUAA
Messenger RNA from Zygotorulaspora mrakii, 1509 nucleotides. RefSeq lists its product as uncharacterized. The transcript has a single exon. Gene Ontology annotation, cellular component: membrane. Gene Ontology annotation, molecular function: transmembrane transporter activity. NCBI's taxonomy places the organism in Eukaryota, Fungi, Ascomycota, Saccharomycetes, Saccharomycetales, Saccharomycetaceae. Gene Ontology annotation, biological process: transmembrane transport. The coding region runs from base 1 to 1509 and encodes 502 amino acids. The record is from RefSeq and is a predicted model, not a curated record.